Oryctolagus cuniculus (rabbit) is the source of this 5386-nucleotide messenger RNA. RefSeq names its product hephaestin like 1 (gene HEPHL1). The record is from RefSeq and is a predicted model, not a curated record. Gene Ontology annotation, molecular function: ferroxidase activity; copper ion binding. Gene Ontology annotation, biological process: iron ion transport. NCBI's taxonomy places the organism in Eukaryota, Metazoa, Chordata, Mammalia, Lagomorpha, Leporidae. Gene Ontology annotation, cellular component: plasma membrane.
UGAGAGAGGAGGAGGGGCCAACAGGGUGUCUCUUGCACCAGCGGCUUGCCCGGGUUACAUCCACAAAUGCCUCGGAAGCAGCCUGCUGGCUGCAUCCUCCUCACAUUCCUGGGUCUGUCUGGGCUGGUCGGUGCAGUCACCAGGACAUACUACAUUGGAAUUGUGGAAGAAUACUGGAACUAUGUUCCCCAAGGGAAGGAUGUUAUUACGGGCAAAAGUUUCUCAGAAGACAAACUUGCGACCUUAUUUCUCGAAAGAGGGCCCAACAGGAUAGGCGGUAUUUACAAAAAGGCUGUUUACAGACACUUCACGGAUGGCACCUAUUCCACGGAGAUCCCCAAACCCUCGUGGCUCGGAUUCCUGGGCCCCAUUUUGAGGGCUGAAGUAGGUGAUGUGAUUGUCAUUCAUUUAAGGAACUUUGCUUCCCGACCUUACUCUUUGCACCCGCAUGGCGUUUUCUACAACAAAGAUUCAGAAGGAGCCCUAUAUCCAGAUGGAACAUCUGGAAGGAACAAGAAUGAUGACAUGGUUCCUCCUGGCAAAAACUACACCUAUGUCUGGCCAGUGAGAGAAGAAUAUGCACCUGCUCCAGCGGAUGCCAACUGCCUGACCUGGGUGUACCAUUCACACAUCGAUGCACCCAAGGACAUCUGCUCUGGGCUAAUAGGCCCCCUGCUGGUGUGUAAGGGAGGUAUACUGAAUAGAUAUUCAGGGACAAGGACUGAUGUGGAUCGGGAGUUUGUUAUUAUGUUUACUCUGGUGGAUGAGAACCAAAGCUGGUACCUUGAUGAAAAUAUCAGACAUUUCUGCACUGAUCCCAAUUCAGUUGACAAAAAAGAUGCUGUUUUCCAGAGAAGUAAUAAAAUGCAUGCCCUCAAUGGAUACCUCUUUGGAAACUUCCCUGAGCCUGAAAUGUGUGUGGGUGAAUCUGUGUCCUGGCACCUCUUUGGAAUGGGGAAUGAGAUAGACAUCCAUUCCAUCUAUUUCUACGGUAACACCUUCAUCAGCAGAGGGCACCGGACUGAUGUCGUCAACCUGUUCCCAGCCACUUUCCUCACAACUGAAAUGAUAGUGGUGAAUCCUGGGAAGUGGAUGAUAACCUGCCAAGUCAGUGACCACCUGCAGGCUGGGAUGCUGGGGCAAUACAAUGUUGGUAACUGCAAAAGUGAUGUGUCUCACUCCAAGGUGAAGGGUCAUCAAAGGCGCUACUUUAUAGCAGCUGAGAAGGUUCUUUGGGAUUAUGGUCCUCAAGGCUAUGACAAAUUUAGUGGUCUUCCCCUCAAUGCCUCUGGCAGUGACUCAGAAUUCUUCUUCUCACAAGGGAAAAACAGAAUAGGAGGAAAAUAUUGGAAAGCUCAGUAUGUGGAGUAUGUUGAUGCAACCUUUACUCAAAGAAAGAGACUCUCUGGGACAGAGGCCCAUCUUGGAAUUCUUGGGCCAGUUAUCAGGGCAGAGGUGGGUGACACAAUAUUAGUGACAUUUGCCAACAAAGCUGACAAGGUCUACAGUAUUCUGCCCCAUGGUGUGUUCUAUGACAAGGCAUCUGAUGCAGCCCCAAAUGUAGAUGGGUUUCUGAAACCAGGCGCGCAUGUUAAACCAGGUGAAACCUUUACAUAUAGGUGGACAGUGCCUGAGAGUGUAAGCCCGACAGCUGAUGAUCCUCCCUGUCUGACCUAUGUGUACUUCUCAGCAGUUGAACCCAUCAAGGACACCAGCGCUGGCCUUGUGGGGCCUCUGCUAGUUUGUAAAAAGGGAGUUCUCAAUGCUGAUGGCACACAGAAAGGGAUAGACAAGGAAUUCCACCUACUCUUCACAGUCUUUGAUGAGAAUCUGAGCAGGUAUAUUGAUGAAAACAUUCAGAGGUUUACCUGGUAUCCAUACAGUGUUGACAAAGAAGACAAGGAGUUCAUGGAAUCUAACAGAAUGCAUGCUGUUAAUGGCUAUAUGUAUGGCAACCAGCCAGGCCUAAGCAUGUGCAAAAAGGAUAGGGUUUCCUGGCAUCUGAUUGGAAUGGGCACUGACACCGACAUGCAUGGAGUUUAUUUUCAAGGGAACACCAUCCACCUGCGAGGGACUCACCGUGACUCCCUGGCUCUGUUCCCCCACAUGUCCACCACGGCGUUCAUGCAGCCAGACCAUGCAGGCAUUUUCAAGGUGUUCUGUUCCACCUUGCACCACUUCGCGAGGGGCAUGGCUCAGAUCUAUGAAGUCAACAGCUGUGGCAACAAGGACCCUUCUGAACAGCCAUACGGGAUGAUAAGAACCUUUUACAUCGCCGCUGAAGAGGUAGAAUGGGAUUAUGCCCCUAACAAAAACUGGGAGUUCGAAAAGCAGCACUUGGACGCAGGAGGGGAAAGACAUGGAGACAUAUUCAUGAACCAUACUGAAAACUGGAUUGGCUCUCAGUAUAAGAAGGUGGUUUACAGGGAGUACACGAAUGGAGAAUUUGUGGAGAUCAAAGCCCGACCGCCGCGAGAGCAGCACUUAGAACUGCUGGGCCCAAUGAUUCACGCUGAGGUGGGCGACUCCAUCUUGAUCAUAUUUAAGAACAAAGCCAGCCGGCCCUACUCCAUCUCAGCCCAGGGUGUGGAGGACAUGGAUAGUGGAAAGCGACUCCAAGUGCCCAUCACACAGCCAGGAGAAAUAAAAACUUACAGAUGGAAUGUCCCUAAAAGAUCUGGUCCAGGGCCCUCUGAUCCCAAUUGUAUUCCAUGGGUUUACUAUUCAACAGUAAACUUUGUGAAGGAUACAUACAGCGGUUUGAUGGGUCCUCUGAUUACAUGCCGAGAAGGAAUAUUGAAUGAAAAGGGAAGAAGAAGUGAUGUCGAUUAUGAGUUUGCACUCUUGUUUUUGGUGGUAAAUGAGAAUGAAUCCUGGUAUCUGGAUGACAAUAUUAAGAAGUAUCUCAACAAAGAUCCGCGAGAUUUUAAGCGCAGUGAUGAUUUUGAGGAGAGCAACAAAAUGCAUGCCAUCAAUGGGAAGAUUUUUGGGAAUCUCCAUGGCCUCAUAAUGAAUGAAGAUACAAUGACAAACUGGUACUUGUUAGGCAUAGGAAGUGAAGUGGACAUUCAUACCAUCCAUUAUCAUGCCGAGAGCUUUCUCUUCAAGAUAGAAAACUCUUACCGAGAAGACGUGUAUGAUCUCUUUCCUGGGACCUUCCAAACCAUCGAACUGUUUGCAGAUCACCCGGGAACAUGGCUGCUGCAUUGUCAUGUGUCUGAUCACAUCCAUGCUGGCAUGGAGACAACCUACACGGUUCUCCGAAACAUAGAUAACAGGAUUCCUUACUCCACCAAGUCUCCGUCUGGAGGAGCACCACAUCCGGCGACAGUGUCCCCCAACGAACCACCUGGCAAAGGGAUGCUGUAUUUCUUCGGCAGGAAUCUGGGUCCAAGAGGAGCCAAGGCAGCCUUGGUUAUCCUUUUCAUCAUAGGACUCCUCCUCCUGACGGCCACUGUGAUUCUUUCUCUCCGACUCCGCUCCGUGAGGAGGCAGAUGACAUACCAGGAAGUCCAGUCCUGUGCGCUCCCCACGGAUGCUCUGUGAACCACCUGGCCUUCCUAGGCAGGGAGCAGGGAGGUCCGACAGCUGGAUGGAAGCCAGCAAGGGAAACAACCACGGCCUCGUUCACCAAGGAAGGUUGACACCGAAUCUUGGAUUGGGCUUCGGAUCCUCUGGAACAUCACUCAAAGCAAUUUGCUUUUAUUUAUUUAUUUAUUUUUAGAUGGGCUGUGAAUAAUCCUCAUGUGUAAAAUACCACAACAGAAGAAUGUGUGGAACUGACUGGGAAAAGCCAAUGCUUAGUCUUUUUCUGAACAAAUUUGUUCAAGUAGGAGACCUUCUGAAAGAUAUCUUUAUAUUCCAUCUUUUAUAAUUCUUAGGAACAGUGCUUCCUUAAUUAACCAUCAAAAUCUCUAAAUGGAAAACUUCUAGAAAGAGUUUUAGUGCUUCAACGUCUCACUAGAAUGGCACUGAUUGUUCAACUCUGUCAAGUGAGGUGCUUCCCUUAGUUGAUUCAGGAACACAUAACUUUCUGAGGACUUCAUGUAUGUUUCUUAAGACAGAAUCUACUGACAGAAUUGAACCAAAUGAAGUUUUUGGAGGCUUUACAACUAGCUCUCCUGGCCUUUCCUCCUUUGAUAUAAAUAACCUGUGUCCUGUUAGUCACAAAAGGUAUCAUAAGCUUAAAAAAAUCAAAUUGCUGUUGUUUUUAUGAAAACCUGCAGAAAUACUUGAAUGUUUACAACUCUCUUCAUGUUAUAUGUUUUCACAAUAUGUUUCCAUGGCAAGGUUUGUGUUUUUCAAAGUCAACCAGAGAACCUCUAUUUCCUUUUCAGACUGUGGGAGGGCUGGAAUCUGUGAGCAAGAGUCAGACGGCCCCUCAGGCAGGUGAGUGAGAACUCUCACUAAGGGAGGGAAACUCUGCAGGAUGCGAGUCUGAGCUUGCAUCUUCAGUCUGAUUUCUGUUCACAGGGGGACCCUUUCCAAGUCUCCAUUCUUUGACACUGCACUAACCUAAUCAGUGAGAAGCCCCAGGAGGAAUUCAUCAGUGCAGCUGACCGAGUGGGAGGAGAGGGGAUCUCUCAAAACCCUAGAUUCCACGCCUCUUAAAGAUAGCCCACUGGGUGAAGAGAAAACAAGGAAAAGCAAAGGCUAGAAUAAGGGAGUCUCACUGGUUCUUCUUGAACCAUUAAAUCAGCUUUGAAGAUAAGCAUUAUAAUUCCCAAGGAAGAAAUGCAAAAAUAAAAUACUGAAGAAUAGAAUUCAAUCCUUUACAAGGCAUUCCGCACUCUCUGUAGGCAAGCCUAGACUUUAGAUGUAAGAUGGAUGAAAGCAACAUUGUUUAUUACUAGCCAGAAGAAAUUGCCAUUCGCUCAGGUCAAGAUGCCCUGGGAAGCUGAUGGCAGAUGAGUGAUAUUAGUGUACCUGCCUUAGCGGUGGUCAUUUGAAUGUCCAGGUGAAUGAGUAGGACCCAUAAGUACCCUGGUGGAGGGACCUUUCAUACUUUCUUGUCUUUAUCUUGGUGAGGGGAACCAGGUAAUUUAAUAGAAGCUCUUCUCUUACGUAGAACAGGAUGCAGAUACUAACAGUUUUGUUCAUAGUUUUCUUGAAUGUCAUAUCAAACAGGAUAUUCAAAAGAUUUCAAAUCUCAGCCCGUUAACCACUGAAAAUGUGAUUUUGUAGUCCACCCUCUACAGUUUUCAUACAUGUGUAGGCUGUGUAAUUACAUAAUAAUAAUUAUGGUAAAUGCCUUAUUUAUUACUCAUCUUUAAUAAGACAACAUGUUUGGUUAUAAGUUUUUUUCUCUUUCAGUUUUUUUAAAAAUGAAAACAAAAGCACAAAGUAGUUUGCACCAUUUCUCUUUUUAAUAAAGUUUCACAUAUUA